Molecule: messenger RNA, 870 nt
Organism: Miscanthus lutarioriparius
Lineage: Eukaryota; Viridiplantae; Streptophyta; Magnoliopsida; Poales; Poaceae
Source: the annotation of a GenBank genome assembly
AUGUCGGGGAUCUCGCUGGCGGUGGCGCCGAGGUCCGACCCGGACCACGGGUCGGAGCGGCAGCCGACGGUGAUGCUGGGCGGCGUGAUGGGUUCGCUCCGCGUCAUCGAGCUCCAGAUGGUGGCCUUCAUCAUGGUGUUCUCGGCGUCGGGCCUCGUCCCGCUCAUCGACCUCGUGUUCCCCGUCGCCACCACGAUCUACCUCCUCGCCAUCUCCCGCCUCGCCUUCCCGCCGCUGCACUCCAAGCUCGACGCCGCCCGCUCGCCCGCCGCCUCCCAGGAGAUCUUCCGCGGCAGCAAGCUGUUCCAGGUGUACGUGGUGCUGGGCACGACGGUGGGUCUGUUCCUGCCGCUGGCGCACGUGUUGGGCGGGUUCGCGCGCGGCGACGACGCGGCGGUGCGGUCGGCGACGCCGCACCUGUUCCUGCUGUCGUGCCAGAUCCUGACGGAGAACGUGGUGGGGUCGCUGGGCGCCUUCUCGCCGCCGGUCAGGGCGCUGGUGCCGCUGCUCUACACGGUGCGCCGCGUCUUCGUCAUCGUCGACUGGGUCUACGACGUGUGGGCCAACAGGGCCCUCACGCGGGCCGCCACCGCGCAGGAGGCCGCCUGGAUGUGGUUCGGCAGGUACCUCGCCGCCGCAAACCUACUCUACUUCUCCGCCAACCUCUUCGUCUUCCUCAUCCCGAGGUUCCUGCCCCGCGCCUUCGAGAAGUACUUCCGCAUGCGCGACGAGGUGUGCGCCAAGACGACCGAGGACAAGCACGCCCGCGGCGGACACCUGUCGUCGUCGUCCUCGCCUGUGCCCGCAGCGGAGCAGCAGGAGGGUGUCGUCGGGGCGGCGAAGUCGGAGGUGUCCAAGAAGGCGGACUGA